AUGUCUUACAACAACGACCAAUCCUCCGACAAUUACGGUAGUCAAAACCAAGGCUCCGGCUUUGGUGGAAACGAUUCUAGCUACGGUGGCAACCAAGGAGGCUACGGCGGCAGCAAUGACUCCAACCAAGGAGGCUACGGCGGCAGCAAUGACUCCAACUAUGGAGGCAACCAAGGAAGCAGUGGGUCCGGCGACAGCGGCAACGACAGCUAUGGUAGCCAAUCUAGCAGCUUCGGCAACCAAGGUGGUAGCGACAAUUUUGACAAUCAGUCAUCUGGGAACCAGAGCGGGAACUCCUCCGGCGGUGGCAUCGGUGGAAUUUUGAACAAGGCAGAGGGGUUCAUGAACCAGGGCAGUGGCUCUAGCAACAACAAUAACAACAAUAACACCCAACAAGGCGGCGGAGCUGACAGCUUUGCGGAUUCGACCAUCGACAAGGAAGUCGACCAAUAUGCCCCUUCUGGGAUGAGCAAUACCAUCAACCAGGGUGUUAACAACGCGAUCAACAAGUUUAUGUGA
Messenger RNA from Penicillium cinerascens, 519 nucleotides. RefSeq lists its product as uncharacterized. The transcript has 2 exons. The coding region runs from base 1 to 519 and encodes 172 amino acids. The record is from RefSeq and is a predicted model, not a curated record. Lineage: Eukaryota; Fungi; Ascomycota; Eurotiomycetes; Eurotiales; Aspergillaceae.